Messenger RNA from Gastrolobium bilobum, 810 nucleotides. Its product is annotated as probable plastid-lipid-associated protein 11, chloroplastic. The record is from RefSeq and is a predicted model, not a curated record. Lineage: Eukaryota; Viridiplantae; Streptophyta; Magnoliopsida; Fabales; Fabaceae. The transcript has 3 exons. Bases 69 to 731 code for a protein of 220 amino acids.
CUUUCGAGUUCCAUACUCCACAAACUUUAACACCAUGAGACGGAAAAUCAUUAGCACCACCCACGGUCAUGGCCACCAGCACAACCCUCUUUCUUCCCAACCCCUUCAAGUCUCAAAAAAACCUUAGCACUAAAUUCCCCAACCCACGCAACUGUAACCCGGUCCCGAGGUUCAUCUGCUCCUCCGUCACAGCACAAUCCCGAUAUGCCAGGGAGAAUCUCCUCGCCCUCAUCUCUGACCAGGACCGCGGCCUCAGGACCCAGAACGACCCGGCAAAACGAGCCUCGAUCGUCGAAGCCAUCGAUGCGAUGGCCGCCCUGGGAGCUGGCUCGGUCACCACCGGCGAUUCCCUCUCCGGCACGUGGCGGCUGCUCUGGACAACGGAGAAGGAACAGCUCUUCAUCGUUGGGAAGGCUCACUUGUUUGGCACUAGUGCCGGGGAUGUAUUGCAGGUCAUAGAUGUUCGGAAAAGUACCCUCAAUAACGUGAUCACGUUUCCUCCGGAUGGGGUUUUCUUUGUUCGAUCAAGUAUUCAGAUUGUGUCGCCGCAGAGAGUGAAUUUCAGAUUUACUAGUGCAGUAUUACGUGGGAAGAACUGGGAAAUACCGUUGCCACCGUUUGGACAGGGUUGGUUUGAGACUGUGUACCUCGAUGAUCACCUUCGAGUUGUAAAGGAUAUUAGAGGAGACUAUUUAGUUGUUGACCGAGCUUCCUAUAGCUGGAAAGAAUGACUUGUAUCUUCGUUGCCGUUUUUUGUGCAUUUUUUGUUAAUUAAUACUUCUAACUCAACUGUCUGUAUGGGUUUAAUUC